GGAAAAGGAAGGAGGAGGGUGUGGGGCGGGCCUCGCGCGAGGCAUUGUGGGAACGCGUGGUGUUCUGGGAGCGCGGCGCCCGCCAUUCGGUUGUCUCGCGCCUUCGCCGUCGCCAGGGUCGCUGCCGCCCCGCGAAAGAGACGGGAGGAGGCCGGAGCGGAGCUCGCUUCCUGCCGAGAUGUCAAUUGGCGUGCCGAUUAAAGUCCUGCAUGAGGCCGAGGGUCACAUUGUGACAUGUGAGACGAACACUGGUGAGGUGUAUCGAGGGAAGCUCAUUGAAGCAGAGGAUAACAUGAACUGUCAGAUGUCCAACAUCACAGUCACGUACAGAGACGGCCGAGUGGCACAGCUGGAGCAGGUGUACAUCCGUGGCAGCAAGAUCCGGUUUCUGAUUUUACCUGACAUGCUGAAAAAUGCACCCAUGUUAAAGAGCAUGAAAAAUAAAAACCAAGGCUCGGGGGCCGGUCGGGGAAAGGCUGCUAUUCUGAAGGCCCAAGUGGCUGCAAGAGGGAGAGGACGCGGAAUGGGACGUGGGAACAUCUUCCAGAAGCGAAGAUAAAUUUGUUGGACACACGUUUGCCCUUAUUUUUUUCUGUUAGGUUAUCUCGGUCAGGGGGGUGUGUGCCUGUGUAUAUGUCCUAGGUUAUCUUUUGACAUCUUUUUCUUUAGAUCAGGGGAAAUGUUAAACUAAAUAAAUACGGUGUUUCUUUCUUUUUGAGAAUUU
Molecule: messenger RNA, 724 nt
Organism: Hippopotamus amphibius kiboko
Lineage: Eukaryota; Metazoa; Chordata; Mammalia; Artiodactyla; Hippopotamidae
Gene: SNRPD3
Product: small nuclear ribonucleoprotein D3 polypeptide
Exons: 4
Coding region: 179-559 (126 amino acids)
Biological process (GO): spliceosomal snRNP assembly; RNA processing
Cellular component (GO): spliceosomal tri-snRNP complex; precatalytic spliceosome; U2 snRNP
Molecular function (GO): RNA binding
Source: RefSeq, a predicted model, not a curated record